This is a messenger RNA of Lactuca saligna, 1173 nucleotides long. Lineage: Eukaryota; Viridiplantae; Streptophyta; Magnoliopsida; Asterales; Asteraceae. The record is from the annotation of a GenBank genome assembly.
AUGAAGCAUCGUCAUUCUUCAUAUAAACCUAUAAAAGCAACCAAAACUCUUACCCAUUUCAAACCAAAUCAACACCGGCCACACCUUAAUCACUCAUUUCAUCCAAUACCAAUUCUAACACAUUUUCACAGUAAGGAGAUGAAGAUCACGAUUAGAGAAUCAACGAUGGUGAGACCCGCGGAGGAGACGCCGAGGAUAAAGCUAUGGAACUCUAACGUCGACCUCGUGGUUCCAAAUUUUCACACACCGAGCGUCUAUUUCUACCGGCCCUCCGGAGCCACCAACUUCUUCGAUGCAAAGGUCAUGAAGGAUGCUCUGAGUAGGGCUUUGGUUCCGUUUUACCCCAUGGGAGGACGAUUGAAGAGAGACGAAGAUGGCCGAAUUGAGAUCGAUUGUCAAGGACAAGGCGUAUUGUUAGUUGAAGCAGAGUCCGAUGGCGUGAUCGAUGAUUAUGGUGACUUUGCCCCCCACGUAACUUACUUCAGAUGUGGGGGAGUUUCGUUAGGAGUCGGGAUGCAACAUCAUGCUGCAGAUGGUGCAUCUGGGCUGCACUUCAUCAACACAUGGUCCGAUAUGGCUCGUGGCCUUGACCUUAGUCUCCCACCCUUCAUAGACCGAACCCUCCUCCGUGCUCAAGACCCACCACGACCCGUUUUCGAGCACGUUGAAUACCAACCUGCUCCGCCGAUGAAAUCCACAUCCGAAACCUCAUCAGAUGAAACCGUCGUCUCAAUUUUCAAAUUGACACGGGACCAACUCAACGUGCUCAAAUCAAAAUCGAAAGAAGAUGGUAACACAAUCAACUAUAGCUCCUAUGAAAUGCUCUCCGGCCAUGUUUGGAGGUCUGUGUGUAAAGCCCGCGGGCUGCCAGAUAAUCAAGACACCAAGCUAUACAUCGCCACCGAUGGCCGGGCCCGCCUUCAACCCGCCCUACCACCGGGCUACUUCGGUAAUGUUAUCUUCACGACCACUCCGAUAGCGGUAGCAGGCGAGCUUCAAUCGAAGCCAACUUGGUAUGCUGCUAGUAAAAUCCACGAUGCGUUAGUGAAGAUGGACAACGAUUAUCUUAAAUCAGCACUUGACUAUUUGGAAUUACAGCCUGAUUUGAAGGCAUUGGUUCGUGGUGCACAUACCUUUAAAUGCCCUAAUCUUGGAAUAAACCAGUUGGGCUAG